AUGGCGCAAGGUCCUUCGAUUGUCGUUGGCGUGGAUUUUGGGACAACCUUCAGUGGAGUUGCUUGGGCUUUCAAAGAAUCAGCCGGCGAGAUCGAGGUGCUGUCCACCUGGCCUGGUGGAGGUAACAGAACCUCAGUGAAAGUCCCCUCCACUAUAUCCGGUGAAGCCCGAACCGCCAGCUGGGGCUAUCAAGUUGGCCCAUUCAUGGAUGCCUUGAGAGGCAUCAAGCUGAUUCUCGACGAGGAACAGGAGACAAUGUAUUCGCCGUCCCUCUGCUCGAAGAAAUUGCUCGCCAUUCUUGACAAGGAUGCCGUCUAG
Molecule: messenger RNA, 318 nt
Organism: Aspergillus uvarum CBS 121591
Lineage: Eukaryota; Fungi; Ascomycota; Eurotiomycetes; Eurotiales; Aspergillaceae
Exons: 3
Coding region: 1-318 (105 amino acids)
Source: RefSeq, a predicted model, not a curated record